AUGCUGCUGGGCGCCGGGCUGUGCGCGGCCCUGCUGCUCGGCGGCGGCGCCGGGCACGACGACGAGUGGAUCGACCCCACGGAUAUGCUCAACUACGAUGCGGCCUCGGGAACCAUGAGGAGGCCUUACAAGGUCAACUAUCGUGACUCUGAGGAUAAGACUUUGGAUGCAGUUAGCGUGGAGAACUUAGCAAGUUGCUCCAGGGAGGUGGCUGCCUUACGACAAAAGGUCUGUGAAUGUGAGAAGAGGAGCACUGUGUCACAUGAAAGCCGUAGCUUCUAUAUUUUUAAGCGAUACUUGAAUAAGAUUUUAAAUGAGGCUGGAAAACUUGGUCUUCCUGAGGAGAACAUGGAUCGUGUGCAUUACGAUGCUGAGAUCAUCCUUACCAAGCAAACAUACGUGGAGAUCCUCAGGUUCCUCCAUGAGGAUACGUGGCAGUCAGGCGCUGUGGAUGAUGCUCUUAGUGACAUUCUGAUUAAUUUUAAGCACCAUGAUUAUAAAGCUUGGCAUUGGAGAUUUGAAGACACUUUCGGAAUUGAUCCAUAUAAUAUGCUUAUGAUCCUCUUGUGCUUACUGUGCGUUGUAAUUAUCAUAGCUACAGAGCUGUGGACACAUAUUCACUGGUUUACUCAGCUAAAACGUGUUUUAUUAAUCAGUUUUCUGAUCAGUUUUGCAUGGAAUUGGCUUUACUUGUAUAAGAUGGCCUUUGCACAACAUCAAGCAGAAAUUGCCAAAAUGGGGCAGUUUGAUAACGUCUGUGCUGAGAAGGUGGACUGGAGUGGAAGUCUCAUUGAAUGGCUCAGAAGCAAGUGGACAUUUCAGGAUGAUCCCUGCCAGAAGUACUAUGAAACCCUACUUGUGAAUCCUAUUUUGCUGGUUCCGCCGACAAAGGCCUUGGCUAUUACUUUCACGACGUUUGUAACGGAGCCUCUGAAACACGUCGGGCAAGGCAUGGGCGAGUUCAUCAAAGCGCUCAUGAAGGAGGUGCCCUUUCUCCUGCAGGUGCCCGUGCUCAUCAUGAUGGCUCUGGCGGUUCUGGGUUUCUGCUAUGGUGCAGGCUCUUCAGUGUCCAUGUUAAGAUACUUAACAUCCCCUCAGAGGCAGACGCUCCCUCCACCCAACAGCCAGCAGGACUCAGUAGACUUCAGGCGGUACCACGCGGGUGACUCGGACACCUCCCCUUUACGGGAGCCUCCUGCUGUGACCAGAGGGCCCUUUGACAGAGGCGAUGCCUGUGCCAGGCCUGGCAGCAGCAGCAGAAGCCCUGACCUCGCCCAUGCAAGCCACGAGCCGGACACGCAAGUACAGGAGUCCCACAGACUAGAACCCAGUACUAGAUUGCACACUGAGUCUGACGUUUGUAGACUAGCAACUCUCACAGCGGAAUGUCUUCCUGAAGAGCCUGCACCUGAGCAGCACAAACAGCAGCUGGGCAAAGCAGAGCAAGGGGCUGGAGAAAACUACACACCUAAUAAAAAGCUGGAAGAAGAAAGUCCUACAAUGGGAGCACUGGAACACAAGAAAGAGAACGGGGUGUCGUGUGAAUCACAGGAAAGAGACUGA
Molecule: messenger RNA, 1563 nt
Organism: Tinamus guttatus (white-throated tinamou)
Lineage: Eukaryota; Metazoa; Chordata; Aves; Tinamiformes; Tinamidae
Source: RefSeq, a predicted model, not a curated record